Messenger RNA from Sorghum bicolor (sorghum), 1395 nucleotides. RefSeq names its product dihydrodipicolinate reductase-like protein CRR1, chloroplastic. Gene Ontology annotation, cellular component: chloroplast stroma. The record is from RefSeq and is a predicted model, not a curated record. Bases 24 to 1034 code for a protein of 336 amino acids. The transcript has 9 exons. NCBI's taxonomy places the organism in Eukaryota, Viridiplantae, Streptophyta, Magnoliopsida, Poales, Poaceae. Gene Ontology annotation, molecular function: 4-hydroxy-tetrahydrodipicolinate reductase activity.
AGCUCCAUCAAGAUGGUUUCGCUAUGCCAUCCGAUUCGGAUCCGAGCAUGCGGGAACACCGCGACGAGGAGGAAUGCAGCAGCGGCGAAGGUCCUCUGCUCCAUGCAGCAAACGCCGCCGCCGCCGGCCCAGAGCACGAUCAAGGUUGUUAUCGUUGGGGCCACGAAGGAGAUCGGGAGGACGGCCGUUCUUGCGGUGACCAAGGCCAGGGGAAUGGAGCUUGCAGGGGCGAUCGACUCGCAGUGCAUUGGCGAGGACGCAGGACAGGUUUUCCUCGCCGUUCAUUCAGCGUCCGGAUGUUUCCCCUCUACUUGUUGCCCUUCUUUUAUCUCAUAGGAGCUGUAAAUGCUGGCAUUGUGCUUCAGAUAAGUGGCAUGGAUGAGCCAUUGGAGAUCCCUGUGCUGAACGACCUCACCAUGGUUCUGGGCUCCAUAGCGCAGUCGAGGGCAACUGGCGUGGUUGUCGAUUUCAGCGAGCCUUCAGCUGUUUACGACAAUGUAAAGCAGGCAGCGGCAUUUGGUUUAAGCAGCGUCGUCUAUGUUCCAAAAAUUGAGUUAGAUACAGUAACUGAACUUUCAGCAUUUUGCGAGAAGGCAAGCAUGGGCUGCUUGGUUGCACCAACAUUAUCAAUUGGCUCCGUGCUCCUUCAGCAAGCUGCUAUACAGGCCUCAUUCCAUUACAGCAAUGUCGAGAUUGUGGAAUCAAGACCUAACCCAUCGGAUCUGCCAUCGCAAGAUGCAAUACAGAUUGCAAAUAACAUAUCAGAUCUUGGUCAGAUAUACAACAGGGAAGAUAUGGAUUCCAGCAGUCCAGCUAGGGGCCAACUACUUGGGGAAGAUGGAGUGCGUGUGCAUAGUAUGGUUCUCCCUGGUCUCGUUUCCAGCACAUCAAUCAACUUCUCAGGCCCAGGAGAGAUUUACGCCUUACGGCAUGAUGUUGCAAACGUUCAAUGCCUGAUGCCAGGACUAAUCCUGGCAAUACGGAAGGUGGUACGGUUGAAGAACUUGAUUUACGGGCUAGAGAAGUUCUUGUAGAUAUCAUUUGACAUCGCAACCACGGCGACAGUUUUGAAAAAUAAAGGCUGCACAGAGGAGGUCUGGAAUUUUGUAUGCACAAUACCUACUGAACGCAAUUUUAUUAAAAGGCAUGGGGGGGAGAUCAUACAUAGGAAAGGUCAUGAAAAAAGGUCACAUGGAUAUACAGCUAUUGGUAGCACAAGCAAAACAAUGAAUGGAGUGGUCAAGAAUCAGAUUCGGUUCCAUCGGCACAUGCUGUUUACAAGAAAGUUCCAUCAGCACUUGAAGAAAAAAGAGACUCUACUUUGUAAUCGAUACUUUGUACGUAAUUCAGCUUGCGUAUGGCAAUCUGGAGGCUUAUGCAGCCCACGUUUCUCUA